Molecule: messenger RNA, 5174 nt
Organism: Monomorium pharaonis (pharaoh ant)
Lineage: Eukaryota; Metazoa; Arthropoda; Insecta; Hymenoptera; Formicidae
Product: probable serine/threonine-protein kinase HSL1
Exons: 8
Coding region: 541-4185 (1214 amino acids)
Biological process (GO): intracellular signal transduction; protein phosphorylation; positive regulation of apoptotic process
Cellular component (GO): nucleus
Molecular function (GO): ATP binding; protein serine/threonine kinase activity
Source: RefSeq, a predicted model, not a curated record
AGAGCGAAUUGGAGAGGAGCGCGCGGAAGGAGAUUCGUGCUCUCGUUGACUCCGGACCAGCGGCCAGUUUCAGAGUCGGCGCUGGACCGUGAGCCACGCGAUCUCUGUCUCUCCUCUUUCUCCCUCUCCUCCUCUUUCUCUCUUUCUAACGCGCGCGGUGACAAGAUGUGAAGAUCGACGUAGAUCACGUCGCACAACAAGGUAAAGCUAUCGGCUUCUCGACGACAUGGAAUGACACCGCGCGCGCUUCGGCUCGCUUCGUGUGCGUGGCUCCGAUUGAGAGGAGAUCGAGCGCGGAGAGUACAGGCCGUAAGAUCGAGAGCGAGAGUCCAGAUCGAGAUCGCGAGGUCCGCGAGUCCCACGGAGAGCUUGAUCGUUGGAGUGGUUCGGUAGAUCGCGCUUUGCUAGAUCGCUCCCAGUUUGCGAAAAUUCACGAGAGGAAGGAGAGAUCAAGUGAAAAACGCGAGUGCGCCAAGCAUCGAAGUCUCUGCCGCACGGAGUGUUUUCAUUACGCGAUACCAAGUCCUUGAUCCAGCUGCCAUGAUCUAUCAUCAGUCGAAUCAUCAAGCACCAACGAUGUCGUCCAUCAGGAAGACGUCGCCCGGAUCUCAACGUCGCAGUUUGCAGGCGUCCUCGGCGAAAUGUGCCAAGACGAACCGGGCGAAUGAUCGGACGGGCAACGAGGAGAGAUGCAGAGGAAGGUGCAGAGUACAAUGGAGCGAGAAACACGUGAAAGAGGGGUUGGUCCUUGUCCAGGAGGCACAGCUCGCCAGGGUGGUCAAGACGGGACCCAUUACAGAGCACUACGAAAUCGAUCCGAAACCGUUCGCUAGCGGACAGUGGGCGAGAGUCUACCGCUGCAGAUCACGAGCGACUGGUGUACUUUACGCGGCCAAGUAUUCGUCCAGGAACCGAUUCAACGCCGAUUGCAGCGCGGAACUGAGACACGAGAUCGCUUUAUUGUCCCUGUGUUCGCAAUCGCCACGUGUCGUUAGACUGCACGAUGUCUAUGAAACGCCGAAGGAAAUUAUUUUAGUCAUGGAAUUCGCGCCCGGAGGCGAUUUGCAGACGCUCAUCGACAGCGAUUUGGUGCCCCUCGAAGGUGACGUUGUACACUUUGUGCGACAACUAGUGGAAGGACUCGUCUACCUCCACGAGAGAAAUAUCGCCCAUUUGGACAUCAAGCCUCAAAAUUUGGUCAUGAUGGGCUCUUUCCCAGACUGUGACGUUAAGCUGUGCGACUUUGAAAUUUCGAGAGUGAUCCUCGAGGGUACAGAGGUUCGAGAGAUUCUUGGCACACCUGAUUACGUCGCGCCUGAAAUACUGCAUUAUGAACCAAUCAUGCUGGCAGCCGAUAUGUGGUCACUCGGUGUCACAACUUACGUAUUGCUAACGGGCUUCUCGCCUUUCGGCGGCGAGACUGAUCAGGAGACUUUUCAGAACAUAUCUUUAGGAGAGGUGGACUUUCCCGAGGAGUUAUUCGAAGAUGUCUCGGUGCAGGCAAAGGAUUUCCUCGCGAAGCUUUUAGUGCUAGAUCCGAGUGCACGGAUGACCGCGAAGCAAUGUCUGCGCCAUGACUGGUUGCGCGACGCUCCAACACAGGCGUCGCCGCAUCUGCGAAGAUACUUGUCGAAGUCCCGAGAGGUUCUUCUGGAGCGUGUGGUCAGUCGCGAGAACCUGAGGAGGGCCGCGCUGAUGAGUCAAACGACCAGCCAGGCGAGUCUCUGUCAGGGGGAUGUCCAAAGUGAUCAGAACUAUCAACAUCAGGGUUUACAGGAUUGCAUGUUGAGUCAAAGUGAAAUGUGCCUGAACUAUCGCUUAACUGGAAGUCGCUCGAGUUUGGCGGGCAGCGAGGGAUUUGCUAGUCCGGUGGAUUCUCAGGCCAGCCUGAACUCCUCCAGGACUAGCCUGAGCUGCGCGAGUCAGAGCUGUUUGCUAAAUCAAGAACAGACGCAGGGCCUACUGAAUAAAGCUCAGAGCCGAUCCCAGGCUAAUCUAAAUCAGGGUCUGAGCCGCGGUAUACUGUCAAGAAUUCGCAGUUUGAAUCGCGUUCAGUCUCAGACGUGUCUGUUGAAUGGAUCUUCGGCAAUAGGUUGCGACCGAGCUGAUUUCGUCGCUAUGAACUCCGUAAUCAGUAAGUCUCGCGAAAAACUAUAUGGUUUGAAAUCCUUAUCAAAGUCCCAGGGUGUCUUAGAUAUCUACAGAAGUCUAGAAUGUUUGAAACGGAGAAGAAAGAGUUAUCAGCGUGCGAAGACCGAGGAUAUGUUACCGAUUUUUAAGCGUCUCGACACCGAGAUUGCGUGCUCUAGACUCACAUCUUCAAGUAGCGACGAACGUUUGAUCGUAAAAUCGGAGAUUGCUUUAAUAUCCGAUAAGAUCGAGCAGGAGACUGAUCAAAAUGUGCCAACUGUUUCGUCGACAGAAGCGAAAACGCUGUGCGAUUUCAGCAACGAUCCGAAUCAUUUGUCUAUCGACUCAAAUAAUUUGCAACGCGCAGCAACAAAUGCGGAACUGCCGAAAAAACUCAUCUCGCAAUCCGAGGAGAAUUUAGACUCCUUAAAGUCCAUUGAAUCAGAUACUCUAACGGAGGAUUCUGACGAAAUGCCAUUGUGCCGCAACACGGUGCCCGCCAAUGUGAACAAACGCUCCUGCGAACGUCAAUAUUCCGACAUGUCCAGCCGUUCUAAUAACUCUGAUAAGGAGGAUCGUUUAACAGAAUCAGAGAACGAAGAGCCAAAAUACACGGUGGCGCAGUUGGUUUCCGCUUUCAACAAGCACCAGGAGGUUGCUUCAAAGAUGAGCCUAAGGGCAAUCAUGACUGAGAAACGAAUCAAUCAGAUAACAUUUCCAACUGGCACGAAGGCGUUGCGUCUUUUUAUUCCAGACAUUAACAUUACCGAGAACAAGAUCGUUAGACGAAAGACAAGUUACAAGCCGCGAAAGAAUUGGGAGGAGCUCAGAAAACGUAAUGAGAAAAAUGAGGGCAUCUUAAAGAGCCUCGAUAACGAUUCUGAUAACGAGGAUGACAAUAAGGAAAUACAGAACGACACAAAGAACGAUCAUGCAAAGAAUAAAACAGAUUCUGCGGGAAAUGUUGAGAAAAGUGUUGCAGAUGUUUUGCAGGAUUUAAUGAUUCAGAAAAAUAAGAGUUUAUCCUUGGAUCGAUGGUCGUUCUUGCGACGUGAGGAAAACAAUGGACAGAGUAUCUAUGUCGACAAUAUGGUUACUCAAAAUAGCCUCGAUACUACAAUAGAUGAGAAAUACAAGCAAUGCGUGAAAGGUGCUAUGUCCAGCAAGGUAAAAACACUUGAGAACAAAAAUGAGGAGAAAUAUCCAAAGCCAUCAGAAGUGCAACCGAGAAUUACUGUCUCGGUACAACAGAAGGAGAGAUUACCUAAUUACAUAUAUCCAGAUAUAACUGUCACAGUCAAAAACGACAAUUUUGAAGUGUCUAAAAAGACUGUUGCCGUGACUAACAGAAAAUCUACACCUAUGAUAUCCAAGGCUGAACGAACCAAACCGAGUUUUGGCACCGAUCCCGCGAAUGUAAAUCUCAAGGAUAUUCUGCAGCGGGUAGACAAUUCCCAAAGUACCUCUAGAAAAAAUUUGGAAAAUCUGCGAAAAAGGACAUCAAUCGCGAAGAUUAUCUUAAACGACAGUCUUAUCCAUGAAAAUCAAGCAGGAUUGGUUACUACCCAACUCUGCAAUCAAGAUAACAGUCCUAGUGACUGCAGGAUGAAAAGCGAACCGGCCUCGAAUGACAGUCAGUCCGAGGAGCAAAUAAAGCUGAUAGUGCCACCAUCUUUUAUUCGAUCCUCUUCCUUAUCCAGCGAUAGCAGUUGUCCCACACCGUCGAGCAUGCAAUCCGACGUGAAUGCAUUGUGGGAGGAUGUCCAGAAUGUUACGGGUUCUAACACGUCAUUGGAGAUAGAGGACGUUUGUAAGAUUACAAAGAAGAGCCAUGUUCAACGAACGUGUAGCGAAGGAAGAAAUAGGCAAGGCACGGAAGAUCGAAAAAUUUGGGGGCGGAUUUGUACCGGCUCGUACACUAGGGCCAUGGAAAAAUUUAGCGGUAAGAAUAUAGACGCCGCGAAGAAGUCACUGGGUUCAACGAUUCUCACGCAACAGACAGAAAAGACUAGACGAAAGAGCAGUCCUGCAAUGCCGCAAUGUAUAAAUCCUUAAGAAUCUUAUUCUUUAGACAAUUGCCAUCUAAAAUACGUAUGCACUUUGAAUAAAAGAGAAUGCUUUUGCGACCUUGGCAGAUGACUGUGAAUACGAACCUUGGGCAAUUCACGGCUAUUGGAAACUUCGUUGCAGUGUUAGGGCCACUGCAUUUUCACUCACACUUGACCGGAAGUGAACGUUUUUUAAAAUAAUUGCUAUGUGUAAUCAUUUGUAUUUUGUAUGAAGAGGUUUGAAGUGCAAUUAACAAGGUUUGUGAGUCAUUUGUUUAUUUGUAAUUAAUUAAUUAUUUUUUCACCCGACACUUAGCCGGGUAUCAUAUAUUAAUUGAACAAAGUUAUUAUACUGUUACAUAUUAUUGUCGGUAAAUUUUGGCUAACAAAUUAAAUAAAAUGUAUUUGGAUUACUCACAAAUCUUUUUAAUCAAACUUCAUAACUUUUUGUACAAAUUUCAACAAUUCUAUAUAUAAUAACUUUGUUCAAUUAAUAUAUUCCGGCUAAGGGCCGGUUUCACAAUCUUCGGUUAUCUUAACCGACCGAUUAUUUCAUUGGAAUUGACCAAUCGUAUUUGUCAUUAAGCGAAAUUAACAAAUGCGAUUGGUCAAUUUCAAUAGAAUAACUAGUUGAUUAAUUUAACCGGAGUUUGUGAAAUCGGCCCUAAGUGUCGGGUGAAAAAAUAAUUAAUUAAUAUUUACAAAUAAACAAAUGACUCACAAACCUUUUUAAUUGCACUUUAAACCUCUUCAUACGAAGUGAGUAAAUAGCCGCCGCACAGGCUUUUGCAUAACGCAUAGUACAUGACGCAUAAGAGAAGGGUGAGAUCCCAUGGAGCAGAUUACGCGGAAGCGGAACGAGCGGAUCACCAAUCAUGAGAUCGUUCUGAUAGAAUCCUUUUAAUAAUUCCGUCAAAACGUACAAAGUGCAUAAAAGAAAACAUAGUGGAAGUAAAAUGUAUGACUUUGAAAUUUUGACAUAUAUUGUCUCAGUUA